AUGUUAGCAAAUAAAUUAUCUAAAUCAUUAUUAACAAAAAAAUUUUUAACCAAUCAAUUAGGAUGUGCUUCAACAAUGGUGUAUCCAAAAUAUGAAACAAUUGAAAUGUUUAAAGAAGGAAAUACUACCAGAAUAAAUUUUAAUCAAAUUAAAAAUUUAAAUGCUAUGAACGAUCGAUUUUUUAAUGAGUAUAAUGAUGCUUUAUUAAUAGCAAAUGAGGAUAAAGAUACAUCAUUAACUGUUAUAUCUCAUAAUGGUAAAUAUUUUUCAUCUGGUUUAGAUUUCUCAAUGUUCAAAGGUCUUUCAAGAAAAGAAAUUGAAAAAUUUUCAUAUUCAUUAACAAAUAGUAUGCUUUGUACUUUAGAAAGAUAUAUAUAUCAUAAAAAACCUACAUUAUGUAUUGUUAAAGGUCCAGGAAUAGGAAGUGGAUUAACAUUUUUAGGUAUUCAUGAUUAUGUAAUUUGUAGUGAUAAGGCAUAUUUUCAAGCACCAUUUACUAAAAUAGGAGUAUCACCAAUAGAUUUUUCAUCAUAUACUUUUCCUAAAAUUAUGGGUAUAACUAAAGCUAAUGAAUUACUAUUAUUUGGAAGAAAAAUUACUGCUCUUGAAGGAAAAAAAUAUAAUUUAAUAAAUGAAGUUGUUAGUGAUAAAGAAAUUGAUUCAAUAUCUGAAGCUAGAAUUAAAGAAUUUUCUUCUUUAGAUAAUGAAAAUUUAAAGAUUGUUAAAGGUGUUCUUAAAACUCAUGAUAAAGAUAAGCUUAUUUUAACUGGAAAAAAUGAAAUGAAUAUUUUUAGAAAUCGUUUAUGUUCUGAUGUAUUUUAUAAUUCAUUACAAGAAAUGUUAAAAAAACUUGAAAAAAAAUAA
This is a messenger RNA of Strongyloides ratti, 864 nucleotides long. Its product is annotated as Enoyl-CoA delta isomerase 2, mitochondrial. The record is from RefSeq and is a predicted model, not a curated record. Lineage: Eukaryota; Metazoa; Nematoda; Chromadorea; Rhabditida; Strongyloididae. The transcript has a single exon. The coding region runs from base 1 to 864 and encodes 287 amino acids.